CUCCGCGGCAGUGGAGCACAGUGCUUGGGACGCCGGCGGGGCUGUGAUGAGGCAUUCUUGGCCCGGGCAUCAAUAGAUAUAUUGAUGAAAGCAGGCGGUUCUCGCGGGCUUGGAAUCGAGCAGCGGGAUGGCGGGAGAACCAGCCGGUUGAUACAACAAUUAUUGUUGCAGCAGAAAUUUGCAAGUGCGCCAAUGCGGGUGUACCUCUCCCCAUCGAGGUGCUGUGUACCUGACACGGACAAGAGAAGGGACCUGGUGGACGAGAUUGAUAGUGGUCGUCAGGGCCCAAAAUCUUUCGUCUCCCCUCUCCAUCUCAACACAUUCAAGACCAUCAAAAAAUGACACUCGUUGGACGAUUUAGGCGGUCAAUGCCCGCCGCGGAACCGACGGCCGAGAGUAGCGGCGAUGAGACUUCGCAGGCGUCCGGCGGUAUGGUUGCUAAUGGAUCGGAAACAGAACGGGAGAAGGGCGCUGCGAAUCUGGACAAGGCCGAAAAGGGUGAUGCGGCAUCGGUUGACGUCGUAGCAGCCGAGCAGCAGACUGGCGGAGAAAUCACCUACCGGACAAUGUCGUGGCAGAAGUGUGCGGCGCUGCUGUUUGGCGAGUACGUGUGCUUGGCCAUCAUGAGCUUUCCAUGGGCAUUCAAGACGCUCGGCAUGGCUGGUGGUAUUCUCUCUACGCUCGGACUGGGCUUGUUUGCUUUGUACACCUCAUUGACGCUGCACAAGUACUGCAUGCUGCAUCCACAUAUGCUCAACAUUGCCGACUUUGGCUACCAGCUCUUCGGCAAGCACUGGCUUGCCUACGAGCUCACCGCUGCCGCCCUGGUGCUCAACAACACCUUCAUCCAGGGUUUGCACACCCUGACCGGCUCCGAGAUUCUCAACGUGCUAUCCAACCACGGCACCUGCACACUUGUCUUCUCCAUCGUCAUUAUGAUUGCCUGCUUUCUCCUCACUCUGCCUAGGAAGAUGGAGAAUGUCGCCAUCAUGGGUAUCGUCUCUGCUAUCUCGAUGGGCAUCGCACUCCUCACACUACUCAUCUUCACGGGCAUUCAGGGCAAGAACCCCGUCAUAGAAGGCUUUGACGAGCCUGUCAGGAUCACCGCGUGGGCGCCCGAGGGGACGACUUUCGUCGACGGUUUCAAUGCCUUCCUCAACAUCGUCUUCACGUGGGUGGGGCAGAUCUGUUACCCAACUUUUAUAGCGGAAAUGAAGGAGCCAGCCGACUUCCCAAAGGCCCUUUACGCCGUCACCGUGAUGGAGUUCACCCUCUUUACCCUCGUCGGCAUCGUCGUGUAUUACUAUUUUGGCCAGUACACCGAGGCGCCAGCAGUUGCAACGCUCAAGCCCGUCUUCAAGAAGAUCUCUUUCGCCUUUGUCCUCCCAACGACGAUCAUCAUUGGCGUCAUCUACGCCGCUGUCGUCGCAAAAUACCUUUUCCAUCGCUUCACCUUUGGAACGAAGCACUACAACAACCACACCGUCAUUGGCUGGGCCACGUGGACGGCCUGCUGCCUGGGAACAUGGGUCUUUGGUUGGGUGAUUGGAGAAGCGGUACCCUUCUUCUCCGUGCUCCUCAGUCUCAUGAGCGCUCUCUUCGAUGGGUGGUUCGGUUUCAUCUUUUGGGCCGCCGCCUACCGCGAGCUCUACAAGGGUCAACUUUGGGUACGCCAAUCGAUCUUGCGAAAAGCAGAGACGAUCUUCAACAUCUUCAUCUUCUUCUGCGGCCUCUUCGUCUUCGGCCCGGGGACAUAUACAAGUGUCGAGGCUAUCAUCCAGUCCUACGCCACUGGGUCUGUCAAGACCCCCUUCACAUGCGCAAAUAAUGCUGUGUAAGAACCAACGUCUCUCCUUCUUCUUACUGUAGAAUAGUGCAAGCGAGUCCACAUCUGUGGCGCAUUCAAGGGUCUCAUUCUUAUAGUCGGUUGGCUCAAGCCCUCCACACUUUCCCUUCACCAGCGGGCUCAUAGCACAAAUGAC
Acaromyces ingoldii is the source of this 1982-nucleotide messenger RNA. RefSeq lists its product as hypothetical. The transcript has 7 exons. NCBI's taxonomy places the organism in Eukaryota, Fungi, Basidiomycota, Exobasidiomycetes, Exobasidiales, Cryptobasidiaceae. The record is from RefSeq and is a predicted model, not a curated record. Gene Ontology annotation, molecular function: amino acid transmembrane transporter activity. The coding region runs from base 339 to 1838 and encodes 499 amino acids. Gene Ontology annotation, biological process: amino acid transmembrane transport. Gene Ontology annotation, cellular component: vacuolar membrane.